This is a messenger RNA of Parnassius apollo (apollo), 7086 nucleotides long. NCBI's taxonomy places the organism in Eukaryota, Metazoa, Arthropoda, Insecta, Lepidoptera, Papilionidae. The record is from the annotation of a GenBank genome assembly.
AUGAGUGUACUACUUAUAUUUUUAUUUAUUAUCGUGGCAAUUUACAUUUGUGUUUCAUGGUUGUUACCAACUUUACUUGCAUGGUUGUUCAAGAGAAAAUAUCAUAUCAAAUUGAAAAUUGGCAGAAUAGCAGUACCAAAGCUUAUAUUACGUGAUGUUAGUUUAUCAAAAGAUGGAUACUCUAUUCAUAUUGGUGAAGUAUCCUUCCGCAGCAGUUUUUUCAAUUCAGAUAUCAAUAAACUGGUCUCUGUUGUUAUUAAUAAGAUUCAAAUCACAAACAAUGCAGAAGAGAAGAGAAGUGUGGUUGUGGAGACCAUUCUCAAACCUUUGUUAUCAAAGCAGAAUUCGACUUCUAGAGGAUUGGAAGAAAAUGCUGCUGAAAUGCAGGCAUUCAAUAGAGAGUUGGCAAGAAUGAAACAAAACUUAUUAGACUUCCGGAACAAAAAGUUACCGCCCAGUCUGAUUAUGUUUGCUCAGUUCAUGGGCGUGCACAUCGUGGAUCUGUCGCUGACGAUCGUGAACGGGUGUCCGCGGAACCCGUGGGUGGUGGAAGCGGGCGCGGGUGAAGUGCGCGCAGACGGUGCGGCGGGCGGGCCGGCGCGCGCGCUCGCCUUCUGCGCGAGCGUGCUCCGCGCGCGUCUCGCCUACCGCGCACACGCGCGCCUCGAGGCCGCCGCCAGCCUGCACCUCGAGGGCACCGUCAAGGCUGACGGACCGCUCAACGUCGAGAAAAUCCACAUGGCUAUAAGCAAUCCAUCCAUAUCGUUAGAAGAUGAUGUAUUCCAAUUUAUACAUAAACAAAGGAGACGAAAGACUCCGCAAUCGAAACAUUUUGUUGAAAAUGACGAUCACCUUAGCACUCUAAUUCCGAGAUUAUCUCCGAUUAUACCAAAGAUUUUUAGUUUAAAAAUCGAUAAAACAACAAUAAUCACUGGGGGUAAAACCACUACAACUCUACAAAGUUUACAAGUGAACUCACGUUUCAGCGCGGUGCAGGUGGAGGGUGAGGGCGAUUCCGGCGUGCCGCAGGUGUACGUGGCCGUCCAGGCAGAUCAGUUCCAGCUGGCCACGGACCAGGACACGCUGCUAUUCCUCAACAAACUCAAGCUCGACGCUAAGUUGGAGAAGGGAGUGCUGAAUUUAUAUCUAAUAAUUAGUACACUAAAUGUGUCGUACAAUCAUGAAGAUAUUUUCCAGUGGUAUUGUUCAUCUCGGGAUUUAAUGCAGACAAAGCCAUUGCAGUUAGCGGAAGACACUUCACACUCCGUGGUGACGCCGGCGUGGGUGCGUGCGGUGCUGCAGCGCUGCGUGGUGCAGGGCUGCGCGGAGCUGCGUGGCGUGCUGGUGGCGGCCCGGCGCCACCGUGCCGCGCUACCUCUUAGCCUCGGCUGCGGCGGCCUCAAGGUCAAGCUCGACCAGCUGCUCGACACCAGGGAGGAGGCGCCGCGGAGGGGGGGCGGGUGUCGAGGUAGCGCGGCACUGGAGUGCCGAGCUGCUGGUGGACGCGGGCUGGGCGGGCGCAGGCCGCGAGCCGCCGCCGCGCCGCCACCACGCCUGGCGCUCCGCGCUGCUCGCCGUCGCGCUCGUCAAGUGCGCCACACACGCGCCGCGUCACUGCAAGUAGUUGACUGUCUGAACGAUUACAAGGCUCCAAGCAAAGUGAAGCAACCUCAAGAACCGACAGCCGACUCUCCGGCCAAUAUAUCGGUUAAUGUGGCAUUGUCACACAUAAAUCUGUUCCUAGUCGUGACUGAUGAGAUAUGCUUGAUGACGAGAAUUGACGCGGUGACGUUGGAGAAAACUGUAAACAAAUCCGGAGCACUCGUGUCUGGUCUGAAAGUCGUCGAAAUGGUUCCUUACAAAGGUAAUGUGCAGUGCCAAAGGUCAGACGAAAUAACCUCCAAUUUCUUCCAUGUGCGUUUAGCUAGAAUUGAACACGUGCCUUCGAAGGGGAGAAAUUCAGCCCUCCUAGAUUUUCAGUUCCUAGAAACAAUAGACUUUGAAUGGAGUGCCAACAUGCAUUUAAAAAUAUUAACAUUUGUCAGAGCCGUGAAAAGCUUCCAAAAAGAAUUGAAAAUGAUAAAAAUGGGUAAAAUAAAUGUGGAAGAUACAAGUGCAAAGAAAGGAAAGGGUCUAGACUGGAGAGUGUCUUUUAAAGGCGAUACGAACCUUGUUCUUCUGCUGUCUGAAGAUAAUCAUAUGCUUUUUGCAACGGAUGAUAUGACAAUAGGCUACGAGCACGAAGCGGGCUUGUCGAUCGUGUGGAGCCAGCUGAAGAUGAUACUGAACGGUGACGAACUGGUGACGGUGCACGGCUACUGCAUGGAGCGCGCCACCGACGACCCUGACGUGCGCGUCGAGAGGAAGGCCAACGAGAGCUUCUUGCUGCCGUGGAAUAAGGUUUGGGCUGUGAACAUAGACUCUGUACGAGUUAUUUUCCCUUAUAAGCACCGCUUUGCAGAGGCGGUACAAGGCGAUUUCGUAUCAUUGUUUAAAUGGCUGAAAAUCGUGCACGAUAUUAAGAAGAAACCCUUUACAGCCGACAGUCCAUUACCAAGUGAUUUGCAUAUUAAGAUUGAAGAGCUAUUAAUAGAAAUGAGUGAUGACCCGUUUGAAGUAAAACUCAGAGAUAAUUAUGAAUUGUUGGAGGACGAGUACAAGGAGAGCGAGAAACGACGAACCAUGCUUGAUGCUAAGGUGCAAGAGCUUUGCAAGCCACACCUGUUCUUGCCAGCGGGUAAGGUGGAGGAGUUGUACGCGGCGCUGCGGCAGAAGGACGCGCAGAUCUACGUGCAGCGGUGUCGUGCCGCGCCGCCGCCGCGCACUCGCCUCGUGGCCUGCUGCGUGUCCGCGCUGCGCCUGCUGGCGCUCGCCGACCCCUCCGUGCACGGCGCGGCGCGAGCGCAGGCGCGCCUCCGUGACCUCGACUGUGACAGGUACGUGCGCCGCGCGUGCUGCGUGUGCUGCGUGCCGCGCUGCGCCUGCUGGCGCUCGCCGACCCCUCCGUGCACGGCGCGGCGCGAGCGCAGGCGCGCCUCCGCGCGCUCGACCGCGACAGGUACGUGCGCCGCGCGUGCUCCGUGUGCUGCGUGCCGCGCUGCGCCUGCUGGAGCUCGCCGACCCCUCCGUGCACGGCGCGGCGCGAGCGCGGGCGCGCCUCCGCGACCUCGACUGCGACAGGUACGUGCGCCGCGCGUGCUGCGUGUGCUGCGUGCCGCGCUGCGCCUGCUGGCGCUCGCCGACCCCUCCGUGCACGGCGCGGAGCGAGCGCAGGCGCGCCUCCGCGACCUCACUGUGACAGGUACGUGCGCCGCGCGUGCUGCGUGUGCUGCUUGCCGCGCUGCGCCUGCUGGAGCUCGCCGACCCCUCCGUGCACGGCGCGGCGCGAGCGCAGGCGCGCUUCCGCGACCUCGACUGCGACAGGUACGUGCGCCGCGCGUGCUGCGUGUGCUGCGUGCCGCGCUGCGCCUGCUGGCGCUCGCCGACCCCUCCGUGCACGGCGCGGCGCGAGCGCAGAUUCGCCUCCGCGACUGUCCCUGGCCAGAAGACGGCAUAGAGUUUACAACACUGUGGUGCCGCAGCAUAAGCGUACAGUGCUCGCUGUGGCAAAUACGCCUCCGUGACUUUCCACAACCUCUGCUCAGUAUGUCUGAACUUCGAUUGUGGGGCACGCUUUUGGCAGCUGAAGAACAGCCGCCUCCACGAGCGGUUAGAACUGUAAUAAUAGACCAAGGUGCACCGUGGGGCAAAUUCGAACUGGAGCGCAGUAUGAUGCCACUGAAAUGGUACUAUGACCUAUGCUGUGAAAUGUCCGAGUACAGUUACGCUUUUGGACCUUGUUGGGAACCUGUUAUUGCACACUGUAACCUCGCCUUCGAUCAAGUAUCUCGACCAUCCUUGGAUCCGUCGGCCCCACUAGCUUGGUGGGACAAAGUACGACUACUAAUGCACGGUCGUCUAACGGUCAACUGCAAUAAGUUCACUUGUCUGCUGCACGUGUCUCUCGAUCCUUAUAACACCACUGAGGAGAUGGAAGUCACCUGGAAUGAUCUUGUCUUGGAUUGGACUAACGGAAAGCUGUUGUUCCUGGGCGAGCUAAACGUGUUUGUGCGCACGGCGAGCAAGUACGACGACUGCCGCGUGCUGCGCGUGCCGGCGCUGCGGCUGUGCGUGAAGAUGGGCUGGCAGUGCGUGGGCGAGCCUCGCGACCACCACGCCGUGGCGCCCUGCGCGCCCACGCGCCUGCCCGAGUACUCCAGCAACCAGGAGCACGACUCGUACCGAGCUUUUCGUUCCCAAGGCCUCGACUUACAUUUAAGCUACGACACCAAACCUGUGGAAGGAGAUGGGCCUGUACUUCUGUUAUAUGGCAGUACUCUUAGGUGGUUCGAGAGCCUGAAGCUGAUCCUGUCAGGCAUCACGCGGCCGACGCGGCGCGGGCGCGUGUUCCGCAACGUGCGGCCGCGCAAGCCGCAGCUGUCGCGCCACUACCGCAACGUCAGCGUCUCGCUCACGCUGCACAACUUGCAGGUGUUCUACUGGUCUUCAUCGUCGAUGCAGCGUGGCAUCGAGAUGCUGGGCGUGCGCGUGACGUGCGGCUCGCGGCACCGGCUGUCGCUGGUGCCGACGGACGACGGGCUGGUGCGGCGCCCGCGCGCCAUCUGGACCACCGUCUACAUGAACUGCGACCUCAACGACGCAGAGAUCUGGCUCAAGACGCCGGCCUCCACAACGGACGACAAGGAUAAUGAGAAGUGCGUGGUGAGCCCGCCGGCGAUGGAAAAGUGCUACUGCCUGUCGGUGCGGCGCGUGUCGUAUGGGCGCGAGGCGGGGGAGGCCGAGGCGGGAGGCGCGGGCGGCGCGCCGGCGCACCGCCUGGCCGUGCACGACCUGCGCGGCGCCUGGACCAAGCUCAACCGCGACCUCGCCUUCGCGCUAAUCGACACAUACAUCAAGACACAGCAACUGAAAAAGAACCUCUCCACCAAAGCUCUAAAAGAAGAAGAAAAACCAGCAACAUCACCAAAGCAGCAGCGAGAAAACGAUGUUGUGUCACCACCUCCAGUCUCAGCUCAGGGCGGGGGCGGCGGCGGGUGCGCGGCCGGCAUGCUGGCGGCGCUGGUGGCGGAGGCGGGCGAGGCGGGCGGCGAGGCGCCCGUGGUGUUCAGCGACGAGCUGGCCGGCGCCGAGGCCGACGCGCCGCCCGCGCACGCGCCGCUGCGCCACGCACUCGACGACGACAACGCGCACACCGCCUGCCUCAUCGAGCUGGUGAACUCGCAGGUGGUGCUGAAGGGGUGCGAGACGCGCGGCUACGUGAUCCUGUGCGCGGCGCGCGCCGAGGUGCGACAGCGCGUGCGGCGGGCGCCCGCCGCCGUGGCCUGGAGCGGUGCGCUCUCCGCCAUGCAGUACUACGCCACCGUCAGCGCCGCGGACCGCGACCAGCUCGAUGAGAACAUCCAGUGGGUGUCGGUGGAGGAGAUCGAGGAGCGGUGGGCGGGCGCGGAGAUCAGCGCGCUACCCGACGUGCCGCGCCUCGUGGGCAGCGGCCACUCCGCGGGUGGCGUCAUCGGGCGCACCGUCGGGCCCAGCGCCGACGCGGGUCUCGCACAGUUGCAACGCAUCGUGUCGCGCUGCGCGUGCGAGUUCUACUACGUGACGCACGAGGACACGGACACGGGGGCGGGCGGCGCGGCGGGCGCGGGCUGGGCGCACGCGCCGCAGCCCUACGACUCCUUCACGCUCAUGCACCACGACCUCGACGUGUGCACCAACUCUCUGCAGUACGCGAUGCUGCUGGACGUGGUGAACAACGUGGUGCUUCGCGUGGAGCCGGAGCGGCGGCGGGCGCUGGAGCGUCGCGCGCGCAUGCGCUUCCAGCUGCAGCUGCACCAGGACCGCGACCACCGCCACCUCAUACACCGGCUGCAGACGCAGGUGCGGGAAUCCCUUGCGAGAUUACGUCGGCUCGAGAAGGAAUAUUACCUGAAAAACAGAUCUAUUACGGGCAACGAUCCAGUAGCUAUAGCAGAGCUCAAAAGUCUCGAUGAUCAGGUGAACGAAUGCAAAGAGGCGGCGUGGUCGCUGGGUGAGGAGCUGGACGCGAUGGUGCGCGCGUGGCGCGAGGCGCGCUCGGCUGCACCCGCCGUGCGCACGCCGCACGCGCCGCCGCACCGCUACAACGAGAUCUGCUUCAAGUCCGCGCGCUGGCGCCUCACCGACGCGGACGGCCAGCUGGGCAUCGCCGACCUGCUGCUCACCAACUUCCUGUAUACAAAGACCUCAAGAUCUGAUGACUCUGUUGAGCACCAGUUGGAAGUUGGAUACGUACGAGUCACAAAUUUAUUGCCGAAUGAGCCUUUCCCCGAGGUACUGGUUCCCGCGGCGGCGUCGGGGCGCGCUCCACUGGCUCGCCGUGCGGCGCUGCGCGUGUUUUGCCGCGACCGCCCGCCCGUCGGCGGUAUCUCCGUCAAGGAGCACUUCGAAGUCAACAUCGUGCCCAUACGCAUCGGGUUAACAAAGAAGUUCUUCAACACGAUGCUGAAGUUCUGCUUCCCCGAGCGCGACCCUGAGGCAAUGGAGGAGGGUGAGGAGGAGGGCGAGCGUGGCACGCUGCCCGCCGCCACCAAGAAGAGAAGCAAGAAGCGCGACUCCAACUCUAACUUCUAUGUCAAGCGCGACAACAAGGACAAGGAUGACGUCGAGAAGAUGAAGGAGCGUGCGGAGAAGAACAAGCUGUUCAUCUACAUCAAGAUCCCGGAGGUGCCGGUGCGCGUGUCGUACAAGGGCAGCAAGGAGAAGAAUCUGGAGGACGUGCGCGACCUGCCGCUGGUGCUGCCCACGCUGGAGUACCACAACGUCACCUGGACCUGGCUCGACCUGCUGCUCGCCACCAAGAACGACACCAGGCGGGUGAUCCUGUCGCAGGCCAUCCGGCAGAAACUGCAGCUGGGGCGUCGCGCGGCCGCGGCGCCCGAGCCGCACGAGGAGGACAAGGUGCGCCUGCUGCUGGGCGAGCGUACGGUGGCUGAAAACAAACCACAGAAGAAGAGCACGCCGAGUGUAUUCAAAUUCUCCAAAUCCUAG